Molecule: messenger RNA, 2160 nt
Organism: Ochotona curzoniae (black-lipped pika)
Lineage: Eukaryota; Metazoa; Chordata; Mammalia; Lagomorpha; Ochotonidae
Gene: TGM5
Product: transglutaminase 5
Exons: 13
Coding region: 1-2160 (719 amino acids)
Biological process (GO): peptide cross-linking
Molecular function (GO): protein-glutamine gamma-glutamyltransferase activity
Source: RefSeq, a predicted model, not a curated record
AUGGCCCAAGGGCUAGAGCUGGCCCUCACCGACUUCCAGAGCUCCCGCAACAACGUGCGGCACCACACGGAGGAGAUCGCCGUGGACCGCCUCCUCGUGCGCCGGGGCCAGGCCUUUGUCAUCACGCUAUACUUCAGGAACCGCGGCUUCCAGCCGGGCCUGGACAACAUCAUCUUUGUGGCUGAGACGGGACCUCUGCCAGAUGUGGCCAAAGGAACUCGGGCCGUGUUCAGCCUGGCAGGUCGCGGUGGGCCCAGCCCCUGGAUCGCGGCGCUGGAGAACAAUCGGGCCACGUCCCUGGAGGUGAGCCUGUGUGCGCCCCCAGUGGCUGCUGUGGGACGCUAUCUGCUGAAGGUUCACAUCGACCCCGUCCAGGGCUCUGCCACAGCCUACCAGCUCGGGGAGUUCAUCCUGCUGUUCAAUCCCUGGUGCCCAGGGGAUGCUGUCUAUUUGGACAGCGAGCCUCAGAGGCAGGAGUAUGUGGUGAACGACUAUGGCUUCAUCUACCAAGGAAACAAGAACUGGAUCCGUCCAUGCCCCUGGAAUUAUGGACAAUUUGAAGACAAUAUUGUAGACAUCUGCCUGGAGCUGCUGGACAAGAGCCUGAACUUCCAUGUGGAUCCAUCCACAGACUGUGCUCUGCGGGGCAGCCCUGUCUAUAUCAGCAGAGUGGUGUGCGCCAUGAUCAACAGCAAUGAUGACAGUGGCGUGCUCAAUGGCAACUGGAGUGAGAAUUAUUCAGAUGGGGUCAACCCUGCAGAAUGGACAGGCAGUGUGGCCAUCCUGAAGCAGUGGCAUGCCAUGGGCUGUCAGCCGGUGCGCUAUGGGCAGUGCUGGGUCUUUGCUGCUGUCAUGUGCACAGUGAUGCGGUGCCUUGGGAUCCCCACCCGUGUGAUCACCAACUUUGACUCUGGCCACGACACAGAUGGAAACCUGGUCAUAGAUGAGUAUUACGACAGCACAGGCAGGAUUCUGGACAACAAGAAGAAGGAUAGCAUCUGGAAUUACCACGUGUGGAAUGAGUGCUGGAUGGCCCGCAGGGACCUCCCUCCUGGCUAUGGGGGCUGGCAGUUACUGGACGCCACGCCUCAGGAGACCAGCAAUGGCCUCUACUGCUGCGGGCCUGCGUCCGUCAGGGCCAUUAAGGAAGGGGAAGUGGACCUCAAGUACGACACGCCUUUUGCAUUUUCCAUGGUGAACGCCGACUGCGUGUCCUGGCUCGUCUACGGAGGGAAAGAGCAGAGACUGCACAGCACCACCAACGCCGUCGGCAGCUUCCUCAGCACCAAGGGCGUCCGCAGCGACGAGCGGGAUGACGUCACUGAGAGCUACAAGUAUGAAGAAGGUUCCCCGCAAGAGAGGCAGGUGUUCUUGAAGGCGCUACAGAAGCUCCAGGCUAGAAGAGUCCCAGACCUUCGAGAAGCAGCUGCACCACUUCCCACCCCCAUGCCACUGAGCCGGAACAGCCCUCGGAGCCUGGACACAUCCUCCCCACCAUCCAGCAACGCUGCCCAGGUCUCCCUGAAAUUCAAGCUUGUCGACCCACCCAACAUGGGCCAGGACAUAAACUUGGUCCUGCUGGCUAUCAACAUGUCACACCAGUUCAAGGAUCUCAAGGUGAACCUGAGUGCCCAGUCCUUGCUGCAUGAUGGUAGUCCCAUGGCCCCGUUCUGGCAGGACACAGCAUUCAUCACACUCUCACCUGAAGAAGCGAAGACCUACCCCUGCACAAUCCCCUAUUCCCAGUACAGCCAGUACCUGUCCACAGACAAGCUGAUCCGCAUCAGCGCCCUGAGUGAAGAGAAGAACAGUCCAGAGAAAAUCCUGGUGAACAAGAUCAUCACCUUGGCAUACCCAAGCAUCAUGAUUAAUGUCCUAGGAGCAGCCAUUGUGAACCAGCCACUCUCCAUUCAGGUGAUAUUUUCUAACCCCCUCUCAGAGCAGGUUGCGAAUUGUGUGCUGACUGUGGAAGGCAGUGGCCUCUUCAAGAAACAGCAGAGAGUCCUCAUCGGAGUCCUCAAGCCCCAACACAGGGCAAGCAUCACUCUGAAGACUGUUCCUUUCAAGAGUGGCCAAAGGCAGAUCCAAGCUAAUCUGAAGAGUGACAAGUUUAAGGACAUCAAAGGCUACAGGAACGUAUAUGUAGACUGUGGGUUGUAA